GGGUGUGGGGACACUGCGGGCACGGGGACACUGCGGGCACGGGGACAGCACGGGCACAGGGACACUGCAGGCACUCUGACAGCAUGGGCACGGGGACAGCAUGGAUGGGGGACACUGCAGAAAUGGGGCACGGGCUUGGCAUGGGGCAUGGAGCAUGCUGGAACAUGGGCAUGGCAUGGGCAUGGACACGGCAUGGGCACAGCAUGGACAUGGCAUGGACAUGGAAUGCAUGUGGCAUGGACAUGGCAUGGAUAUGGAAUGGACAUGGCAUGGACAGCAUGGGCACAGCAUGGACAUGGAAUGCACAUGGCAUGGACAUAGCAUGGAUAUGGAAUGGACAUGGCAUGGACAGCAUGGGCACAGCAUGGACAUGGAAUGCACAUGGCAUGGACAUAGCAUGGAUAUGGAAUGGACAUGGCAUGGACAGCAUGGGCACGGCAUGGGCACAGCAUGGACAUGGCAUGGACAUGGCAUGGACAGCAUGGGCACGGCAUGGAUAUGGAAUGGACAUGGCAUGGACAUGGCAUGGACAUGGCAUGGACAGCAUGGGCAUGGCAUGGAUAUGGAAAGGACAUGGCAUGGACAGCAUGGGCACAGCAUGGACAGCAUGGGCAUGGCAUGGACACGGCAUGGGCACGGCAUGGACACGGCACGAGCAUGGCAUGGACAGCAUGGACGUGGCAUGGGCACAGCAUGGGCGCAGCAUGGACACAGCAUGGGCACAGCAUGGGCACAGCAUGGGCACAGCAUGGGCAUGGAGUGGACACAGCAUGGGCAUGGCAUGGGCACACCAUGGGCAUGGCACGAGCAUGGCAUGGACAGCAUGGACGUGGCGUGGACACAGCAUGGGCACAGCACGGGCACAGCAGGGGCAUGGCACGAGCACGGCAUGGACACGGCAUGGACACGCUGCCCAGCAUGGCCACAGAGGUCACGGCCACGCCGUGGGCACGGGGCCCCCCAGCACGGCACGGACCAAGGCGGGCAGGACACGGCGAGCACUGCGGGCCCCGACGGAGCGGUGGCCCCGGUGGCCCCGGUGGCCCCGGCGGGCGCUGAGGUGCCGCUGUGCCCGCAGGGGCGUGUGCACCCAGGCCCCCUGUUACUGCAUCAUCAUGGAGUUCUGCGCCCAGGGCCAGCUCUACGAGGUGCUGCGCGCCGGCCGCAAGGUCACCCCCUCCCUGCUGGUCGACUGGUCCAUGGGCAUCGCCGGCGGCAUGAACUACCUGCACCUGCACAAGAUCAUCCACCGGGACCUCAAAUCGCCCAACAUGCUCAUCACCUACGACGACGUGGUGAAGAUCUCGGACUUCGGCACCUCCAAGGAGCUCAUCGACAAGAGCACCAAGAUGUCCUUCGCCGGCACCGUGGCCUGGAUGGCUCCCGAGGUCAUCCGCAACGAGCCCGUCUCCGAGAAGGUGGACAUCUGGUCCUUCGGGGUGGUGCUGUGGGAGCUGCUGACGGGCGAGAUCCCCUACAAGGACGUGGACUCGUCGGCCAUCAUCUGGGGCGUGGGCAGCAACAGCCUCCACCUGCCCGUCCCCUCCAGCUGCCCCGACGGCUUCAAGGUGCUGCUGCGCCAGUGCUGGAACAGCAAACCCCGGAACCGGCCGUCCUUCCGCCAGAUCCUGCUGCACCUCGACAUCGCCUCGGCCGACGUCCUCUCCACCCCCCAGGAGACCUACUUCAAAUCCCAGGCCGAGUGGCGGGAGGAGGUGAAGCUGCACUUCGAGAAGAUCAAGUCGGAGGGGACGUGUCUGCACCGGCUGGAGGAGGAGCUGAUCAACCGCCGGCGCGAGGAGCUGCGGCACGCGCUGGACAUCCGGGAGCACUACGAGCGGAAACUGGAGCGCGCCAACAACCUCUACAUGGAGCUGAGCGCCCUCAUGCUGCAGCUGGAGCUCAAGGAGAAGGAGCUGCUCAGGCGGGAGCAGGCGCUGGAGAAGCGCUACCCCGGGCUCUUCAAGCCGCGGGUGCCGCGGGGGCUCCUGCACGGCAACGCCGUCGAGACCCUCAUCAAGAAGCGCAACGUCCCCCAGAAGCUUUCGCCCCACGGCAAGCGCCCCGACAUCCUGAAGCCGGAGGUGCUGCUGCCCAAGCUGGACGCGGCCAUGGCGCAGGUGGCCCUGCCGGGGUGUCCCAAGGGUCCCCCGUCCCCCGGGCGCAGCCGCCGGGCCAAGGGUCGCCACCGCAAGGCGGGGCCCCGGGGGGGCUGCGGGGAGCCGGGACCCGAGGCCGGAACCCCCCGGGGUCCCCCCGCCACCGCCGCCAGCCCCGACAUCCUCGGGGGCACCCUGGAGGCCGCGGGUGCCCCCCCGGCCACGGUACCUGACGCGGGACCCGAGGGGGCCACGGGCACCCAAGGGUCCCCCCCGCCGCAGCCCCCCACUCCCGGGGAGCCCGAACGGGAGAGCGGGGCCGGCCGGGGGGGGAAAGGGGGGGCCGGGCAGCACCUGACCCCCGCGGCUCUGCUGUACCGGGCGGCCGUCACCCGCGGGCAGAAACGGGGGGUCUCGUCGGAGGAGGAGGAGGGCGAGGUGGACAGCGAGGUGGAGCUGCCGCUGCGGCAGAGGUGGCCCCCGGGGAUGAGCAAGCGGCAGUCGCUGUCCACCUUCAGCUCGGAGAACUUCUCGGACGGCGACGGCGACGAGGGCCACACGAGCGAGCCGUCGCACAGUGCCACCCCCGACGUGGGCAGCACCAACACGGACGAGCGCCCCGAUGAUCGCUCCGAGGAUCUGCUGUCCCAGGGCUCCGAGAUCCCGCUGGACGCGGCCCCGCCCGAGGGGCCCGGCCGCCGGCACGGGGGGCUCAGCCCCACCAAGGUCUCCGAGGACUCGGACUGUGACAGUGCAGAGCUGGAUCACUCAGGCAGCGGCGAGGGGCCCCCCCGGCCCACAGCCCCCCCGGGCCUGUGACCUGCGUGCCCCCCGAGCCCCCUGCCCUGCACUCCCUCACUUGUACAGCCCCAAAUAUUUAUAUAAAUAUCUAUCGCUCUC
This is a messenger RNA of Haemorhous mexicanus (house finch), 2999 nucleotides long. It is a transcript of the gene MAP3K12, whose product is annotated as mitogen-activated protein kinase kinase kinase 12. Lineage: Eukaryota; Metazoa; Chordata; Aves; Passeriformes; Fringillidae. Bases 84 to 2918 code for a protein of 944 amino acids. Gene Ontology annotation, molecular function: ATP binding; JUN kinase kinase kinase activity. The record is from RefSeq and is a predicted model, not a curated record. Gene Ontology annotation, biological process: protein autophosphorylation. The transcript is spliced from 11 exons.